Ipomoea triloba (trilobed morning glory) is the source of this 1026-nucleotide messenger RNA. Its product is annotated as PRA1 family protein B4-like. Gene Ontology annotation, cellular component: Golgi apparatus; endoplasmic reticulum. The coding region runs from base 158 to 835 and encodes 225 amino acids. The transcript has a single exon. The record is from RefSeq and is a predicted model, not a curated record. Gene Ontology annotation, biological process: vesicle-mediated transport. Lineage: Eukaryota; Viridiplantae; Streptophyta; Magnoliopsida; Solanales; Convolvulaceae.
GAAGUUAUGAUUGGGUGAAUAUGCAUCUCACAUGAAGUAGUGAUGCAAAAUUGUUGUGGUUUCUGUUCCCGCUAUAAAAUUGAGAAAUGUUAUAUGAUUGUUUGCAAAUUACUACAAUAGUUGAGGAUCAUAGGUUGAGAGAAUAAAGCAAAUUGCAAUGGCCACGCCUGCGGUUGCCCCUACUUCCAACCGCCAACCCACGACCUCCGUGGCCGCCUCCGACGCCAUCGCCGCCGCCUUCGUUCCCAACCCUGCUUUCCGCACCUUCCUUAACCAAAUCACCGAGAACAUACGCAAUGGCCUUUCCCAGCGCCGCCCCUGGCACGAACUCGUCGACCGUUCCGCCAUCUCCAAGCCCGAAUCCUUAUCCGAAGCCACUCUCCGCAUCCGCAAGAACUACGCGUAUUUCCGGACCAACUACUACGUCCUCGUCGCCGCCGUGAUCGGAUUAUCGCUCCUCAGCAACCCCUUCACCCUCUGCCUCCUCCUCGGUCUCCUCGCCGCCUGGCUCUUCCUCUACGUCUUCCGCCCUAUCGAUCAGCCUCUCGUCCUCUUCGGCCGCGUCUUCUCCGAUUUCGAAAUCCUCGCCUGCCUCAUUCUCUCCACUAUCUUCGUCCUUUUCCUUACCAGCGUCGGAUCCCUUCUCAUCACCUCAUUGCUCGUCAGCGUCGCCAUUGUUGGCGCCCAUUCAGCUUUCCGCGUCCCCGAAGAUUUCUACUUCGAAGAGCAACAGGCUCAGGCUCAGGCUCCCACUCCCGCCUCGAGUAUCAUCUCCUUGUUGACUGGCGCUACCACAAAAGCUGCCGCCGCUCCGCCCACUGCAGUUCGGGUUUGAUCUGGAAUUCACAAAUUCAAUGCCGGGUUUGUCUUUUUUUUUUUUUUUGGGGUAAAUUUGUGAAAUUAUUUUUAUUUUUAUUUUUAGGUAGUUAAGAAAAAUGACAUCAAAAUCAAAUGAUGAUACCAUUUGUAAUUCAGAUUUGUGGUUCUUUUAAUUUAGGUGUAAAUGUAUCUUUUUCUUCUUGGUGA